Alligator sinensis (Chinese alligator) is the source of this 1246-nucleotide messenger RNA. RefSeq names its product HCLS1 associated protein X-1 (gene HAX1). Bases 1 to 1044 code for a protein of 347 amino acids. NCBI's taxonomy places the organism in Eukaryota, Metazoa, Chordata, Crocodylia, Alligatoridae. Gene Ontology annotation, biological process: regulation of actin filament polymerization; negative regulation of apoptotic process. The transcript is spliced from 8 exons. The record is from RefSeq and is a predicted model, not a curated record. Gene Ontology annotation, cellular component: apical plasma membrane; mitochondrion; clathrin-coated vesicle.
AUGACGUUGCGGCGUGACUGCCGUGGGGCUCUGCCGUCCCGCCAGGCCGCCCAGCACCCGGUGUCCCCCCUGGGGCUGAUCAUCUCCCUGCCACUGCCCCGUGCUCCUGACCCCGCUCCCCCCAGGCCCCGGGACCCCUUCUUUGGGGGCAUCACACGGGACGAGGAUGAGGACGAGGAUGAUGACGCACUGGAUGCGGAGUGGGACCCCGACUUCAGGGCCGGCCCCGCCGGGGAGUUCGGCUUCGGCUUCAGCAUCGGCCCCGGCGGGAUGCGUUUCCACGACGGCCUCAACUUUGACCAGCUCUUCCGUGAAUUCAAUGAGCUCUUCCAUGAUAUGGGGGUCUGGAGGCGGCCCUUCGAGCUCCCCGGCAUGGAGUCGCCCCCGCCUGCUGCUGGCGAGAAGCACGGGCAGUCGCUGCGGGACUCCAUGCUCAAGUACCCGGAUGGUCCCUGCCCCAGGACCCCCGUGGAGGACCCCGACUCAGGCGGGGGCUUGGGGGAUGGUGUUGGCCCAGCAGCCCCAGGCAGGAGGCCCUGGCAACCAUUUGCAGGGCUGGAGGAUGCCCGCCUGCCGGUGCCGCCUGCUCUCAAGGAGGAUAGAGAUCUGGACUCCCAGGUCUCCUCAGGUGGGCUGGAGACAAUCCUGAGGCCAAGUGAGCCGAAAUCCCACUCCUGUUUCCAAAGCGUCUCCAUCACCACAGUGACCAGGCCUGAUGGGACUGUGGAGGAGCGUCGAACAGUGCAGGACAGCCUGGGCCACCGGGAAACGACAGUGACCCAGUGGCACAGGGACCAGGCCAUCACCACCAUGGAGCCUGGGCAAGGCAGGGACAAGGCAACCAGCAUGGACAACUGGGAACCGGCAUGGUUCACGGGCAUCUGGCAGCAGCCGGGAGAGCCCCGCAUCCCGGACCUGAGGGACUCCUCUCUCCUGGGCGGCUUCCUGCACCGCUGGUUCUCAAGCCGGUGUCUGAUCCUAGCAGGGAAUGCAGGGACUGUGUUGGGUCGUCUCGUCCUCCUGGUACUGGUGUGCACAGAGUAAUAAAGUCUAUUUAUGCUAACAGUCAUCUUAUGGCUUGUCUGUGGCUCCUGAUGCCAGGCUGGGUAGAGCCUGGGGUAGUCCCCUGUUCUGAGCCAGGAGCUGCCCCCCUGACCAGCCUUGGCGCUAUCCCCCUUGUGGGUGCAGCUAUCCGCAGGCUCCUGGCUCUGUGCCGUGCCUUGCCCCGCCCUUCCUGCUCCACUUC